Molecule: messenger RNA, 423 nt
Organism: Didymosphaeria variabile
Lineage: Eukaryota; Fungi; Ascomycota; Dothideomycetes; Pleosporales; Didymosphaeriaceae
Exons: 3
Coding region: 1-423 (140 amino acids)
Cellular component (GO): cytoplasm
Molecular function (GO): protein phosphatase inhibitor activity
Source: RefSeq, a predicted model, not a curated record
AUGAACCCGCACCAGCAGAACAAAGUGGACAUCAGCAAGCUGUCUCCGGAUGAGGCACGGCUCUUCCGCCUCUACGGAAAGCUGCCCAACAAGAAGGACCUUUUGCAGAACAAAUUGAAGGAGCGUAAGUACUUCGACAGCGGCGACUAUGCCCUUUCAAAGGCCGGCAAGGCCUCAGAUAUCGGCGUCACCUCCAUCGGCCGCGAGCAUCCCGUUCCCGAGAAGAUCCCCCACAUCGCCCCGCCCGCGCACAACAGUCAAAACGGACAGAACCAGAACCAGAAUGGCCAAGAGAAGGGUCACACCAGCGGCAGCCCCGUCAAGGAGAAUACCUUCCUGCACCGCGAGACGAGUUUGAACCGGGAAACGUCGGCCGAAGACUUCGAGAGGGGCGAUGAUACGGAGAAGACUGCUCAGGCAUAG